UCCGGGUCUCUGCGCUCCCGCUCCGGAGCCCGCAGCCUUCCCCAGCCCAUGCCGGGGACUCGGACCCCGCACCCUGAGAGUCUUUGUUAAUGGAUGUGGUGGCCCGAGGCACCACGACCCGGAGGAGCAGGUUGAAAAGAUCCGAUGGCAGCACCACUUCGACCAGCUUCAUCCUCAGACAGGGUUCAGCGGAUUCCUACACGAGCAGGCCGUCUGACUCCGAUGUCUCUCUGGAAGAGGAUCGGGAAGCAAUUCGGCAAGAGAGAGAACAGCAGGCGGCCAUCCAGCUUGAGAGAGCAAAGUCCAAACCUGUAGCAUUCGCUGUGAAGACGAAUGUGAGCUACUGUGGUGCCUUGGAUGAAGAUGUGCCUGUCCCAAGCACGGCCAUCUCCUUUGACGCCAAGGACUUUCUACACAUUAAAGAGAAAUAUAACAAUGAUUGGUGGAUAGGAAGGCUGGUGAAAGAAGGCUGUGAGAUUGGCUUCAUCCCAAGUCCGCUUAGAUUGGAGAACAUACGGAUUCAGCAAGAACAAAAAAGAGGACGUUUUCACGGAGGGAAAUCCAGUGGAAAUUCUUCUUCAAGUCUUGGAGAAAUGGUAUCAGGGACAUUUCGAGCAACCCCCACAUCAACAGCAAAACAGAAGCAAAAAGUGACGGAGCACAUCCCUCCCUACGAUGUUGUGCCAUCCAUGCGUCCGGUGGUGUUAGUGGGGCCGUCACUGAAGGGUUAUGAGGUCACAGACAUGAUGCAGAAAGCCCUCUUUGAUUUCCUGAAGCACAGGUUUGAUGGGAGGAUAUCAAUAACAAGAGUGACAGCUGACAUUUCUCUUGCUAAGAGGUCUGUCCUAAAUAAUCCCAGCAAGAGAGCAAUAAUUGAACGCUCAAACACUCGGUCCAGCUUAGCGGAAGUACAAAGUGAAAUUGAAAGAAUCUUUGAGUUGGCAAGAUCUUUGCAACUGGUUGUUCUUGAUGCAGACACCAUCAAUCACCCAGCACAACUUAUAAAGACCUCCUUAGCACCAAUUAUUGUUCAUGUAAAAGUCUCAUCUCCAAAGGUUUUACAGCGGUUGAUUAAAUCUAGAGGAAAGUCCCAAAGUAAACACUUAAAUGUUCAACUGGUGGCAGCUGAUAAACUUGCACAAUGUCCCCCUGAAAUGUUUGAUGUUAUACUGGAUGAAAACCAGCUGGAGGACGCGUGUGAACAUCUGGGAGAAUACCUUGAGGCCUACUGGCGUGCCACUCACACGACCAGUAGCACCCCCAUGACCCCACUGCUUGGAAGGAAUUUGGGUUCCACAGCACUCUCACCAUAUCCCACAGCAAUUUCUGGGUUACAGAGUCAGCGUAUGAGGUACAGCAACCACUCCACAGAGAACUCUCCAAUUGAAAGGCGAAGUCUAAUGACCUCUGAUGAAAAUUAUCACAAUGAAAGGGCUCGGAAGAGUAGGAACCGCUUGUCUUCCAGUUCCCAGCAUAGCCGAGAUCAUUACCCUCUCGUGGAAGAAGAUUACCCUGACUCAUACCAGGACACUUACAAACCUCAUAGGAACCGAGGAUCGCCUGGGGGAUAUAGCCAUGACUCUCGACAUAGGCUUUGAGUCUGCAGAAACAAACAAAAUAUUCAUCUGUUGACAAUUUGCCAUUGCACUGCUAGGAUACAACCAAUCAUCUUAACUCGGCAACUACAGCACAGUAUUGACUGUGCUUAUGGGCUGCUGUCAUUGAUGCUAAGAAGGGGCAAAAAGAAAAAAAAAAAAAAAAAGUGUACAUUAUGCCCUUAAGUCUAGAUGGAUGUUAGAUGCCCAAUCAUAGAGAUAUUUUUAAGUGCAACAUUUACAUAACAGUACCUUUUGUUUUCUUCAUUAGGUUUAGACACAUCAAUUUGUAAUUUAAGGUACUUAUCAAGGCACAUAUAAAAUAAUUUCCCAUGCUGGAAAUUCCAAAUGACCAGUUCCAGUUGGAACCAAUUUAUAAACCAAUUCCUGUUGGAAUUUGGGUGAAUCGACUAGAAAGUCUAUUUGAGCAUGUUGUAAUCAAUUUAAAAAUCUGAAAAAAAAAAAAGAAACUAAUCAAUAAAAUCAAAAUACCAAUAGAAGCCAAAACCAGCUAUGGUAUUUAUUUGCUGGAGACUAAAUUUACACUUAAAGUUGGAAUGUAUAAACAUUUUAAUAUAUGUUAACGUUGCCAGAAUGGCUUUUCAAACUUACCAAAUGUAUUGAUAGUGCAAAAAAAAAAUCUCAAAUUAAUGCAGAAAUUCUACAGUCUCCUCAGAUUUUAAUAUUUUUAUUUCUUUUCUGGCACAGCUGUUGUAUUCGAAGUGUUUUGCUUUUUGUUUAGUCACAACUGUUAGCUUGUUUGAAGUUGGCAAAAAAAAAAAACUCAAAAUUUCUUUAGCAGUGAGAGAGAAUAGUAAAGAGAAGCCCAAUCAUAGCUGGUUAUGUGAGAUGGAAAAUGGGGUGUUGUUUCCCCUUUAAUCAAUCUGAGCACAACUACAUACAUUCAGGAAUCUGAAGUCAGACAGUAAGAAUGGGCACAGAUCCUCCUGAGUGCAAGGCUAAACAUCUCCAGAUGGGAUUUCACCUAUCCCACUUACCACAAAUACGGGUUCCAUGUUCACCGCCAGCACAAUUGAGUAUCUUUCCAUUGCUUCACUCAGUCUCUGUCUUUGAAUAUCUGAAUGUUCUAGCCCUUCACCAAAUUCUUUAUAAUCAUGCUAAGGAUUUCUUGUUUUACAUGGACACACUGAAUUUUGAUAUUGAAAGCUGCGUUUAUACAAAAUGAUUAAUUGAAAAACUGUGAAAACGAAUU
This is a messenger RNA of Balaenoptera ricei (Rice's whale), 2808 nucleotides long. RefSeq names its product calcium voltage-gated channel auxiliary subunit beta 4 (gene CACNB4). The transcript has 14 exons. Gene Ontology annotation, biological process: neuromuscular junction development; regulation of voltage-gated calcium channel activity; chemical synaptic transmission. Lineage: Eukaryota; Metazoa; Chordata; Mammalia; Artiodactyla; Balaenopteridae. The record is from RefSeq and is a predicted model, not a curated record. Gene Ontology annotation, cellular component: voltage-gated calcium channel complex. Gene Ontology annotation, molecular function: protein binding; high voltage-gated calcium channel activity. Bases 90 to 1598 code for a protein of 502 amino acids.